AUGACUACCCGUCUCAUGCUCACGGCAGCGGCCAUUGGCAUGGCGUCAGCGCUGCCUUACCUCGCCGUCCGCGACGCCUGCUCUCCUCAGCCAGCCGGUGCUGGUCCGAUCACCUCGCCGGACACGGCCGAAGCUUUCUCGAACAACAGUAUCUACGUCAACACCGCUGUCAGCGCUCCCACCCCUCAGGGCUACAGCCUGGCAUUUGCCCGCCUGUCAGGGUCUACUUCUCAAGAUGGCUACAUGGGCUCCUACAACCUGCAAACCUACGACACCAUCCAGUGUCAAGAGUACUGCGACAGCGUCCUCGGUUGCAACGCCUUCAACAUCUUCUAUGAGCGCGACCCAUCCGUGGACCCAGGCGCCGGCUGCGACAACCCGCCAUCCACAGUCAAUAUCAAAUGCAUCCUCUGGAACUCUGCAGUCACCGCCAGCACUGCCGUUAACCAAGGCGGCUACAGGAACAACUUCCACAUCGUCAUCGCGGCGUCGAACGGCUACGUCAAAGACGCUCCUCCGCCACCUCUACCCAGCUUCACCGGCCCAGUCGAGCUAGGUGGUUCCAUCAGCGCACCGCUCAACAGUGCUGGAAAGGACACUUAUACUGGGUUUGAGUAUCAUGCUGGUGCUUUUGAUCCUUCGAAGUGUGCCUCCGGAUGUCUGGCUCAUACGCAGUAUGACCAUGAUCAUCCGAAUGCUGAUGGGACAUACCAGGCGUGCAACUUCUUCAACGCCUACGUGCAGAGUGUGAACAACGUUCCUCAGGGCACUUAUUGCACGUUCUACACACAGCCAUGGGACCGAUCCUACGCAACCAACUACGCCUACUAUGCUGGUCAGUGGGCACAGCAGGGCAACUACAACUCCAUCAGCCAGUCGUACGGCUACAGCUUGACCACGCAAGAUCCGGGUGUGGUCAGCUAG
This is a messenger RNA of Saxophila tyrrhenica, 924 nucleotides long. RefSeq lists its product as uncharacterized. The transcript has 4 exons. Bases 1 to 924 code for a protein of 307 amino acids. The record is from RefSeq and is a predicted model, not a curated record. Lineage: Eukaryota; Fungi; Ascomycota; Dothideomycetes; Mycosphaerellales; Extremaceae.